This is a messenger RNA of Panicum virgatum (switchgrass), 1595 nucleotides long. RefSeq names its product putative B3 domain-containing protein Os10g0537100. The record is from RefSeq and is a predicted model, not a curated record. The coding region runs from base 567 to 1391 and encodes 274 amino acids. Gene Ontology annotation, molecular function: DNA-binding transcription factor activity; DNA binding. The transcript has a single exon. Lineage: Eukaryota; Viridiplantae; Streptophyta; Magnoliopsida; Poales; Poaceae.
UCCACAUCGAGCGAUCGAUCCCCCUCGCUCUCGAUCGCGCGCCUUCUCUCUUGCUUCUCCCCACCGGCCGGCCUCGAGCGAGCUACUAGUUGAAUGCUAGAUGCCUCCUCAUCUUCCUCCUUAAGAAACCUUGCUGUGCCUGGGGCGGCCUGUGUUGCUCUUCCCAACCUUUCCCCUCCCUAUCUCAUGUACACAUGAUGCCUACUCAUCGGCACAUACAGAUACAGUGCCUUUGCUGAAAAUCUUGCAAACCGCAUACACCAGAACAAGGCAGCAGCAACCUCCAAGUGCUCCCGAGCUAGAUAGAUCCCAACCUUCACUAUCUUUGAUCGCCAAUCCUCUCGAAAUAGCACUCCAAAUCUAGCAGCCAAUCCAAUCAUCUGCUGUCCUAGCUAGUUCAACUGAUCAGUCGUAUCCCCAUAUAAUAUUGAGCUAAUCUUACCCAAACCCCUUCUGGCUUCAUAUAGUACCGUUACAUACCUCCAGAUCCCAGCCCGAAGUAGCAUACUAGUCAAAGUCAACAGCUACAGCAGCCGGAGCGCGGGAGCGGGGAGAGCCCCGGCCCCAUGGAGUUCACGCCCGCGCACGGCGGGGUCGAGGAUUCCGAGAGGGCUCGCGGCGGCGGCGGCGGCCCGGCGUGGGUGGAGAAGGAGCACAUGUUCGAGAAGGUGGUGACCCCCAGCGAUGUGGGGAAGCUCAACCGCCUGGUCAUCCCCAAGCAGCACGCGGAGCGCUACUUCCCCGCGCUGGACGCGUCGGCGGCGGCCGCGGCGGGCGCCGGCAAGGGGCUGGUGCUCAGCUUCGAGGACCGGGCGGGGAAGGCGUGGCGGUUCCGGUACUCGUACUGGAACAGCAGCCAGAGCUACGUGAUGACCAAGGGAUGGAGCCGCUUCGUCAAGGAGAAGCGCCUCGGAGCCGGGGACACCGUCCUGUUCUUGCGCGGCGCCGGCCAGGGCCCCGCGCGCGCCCGCCUCUUCAUCGACUUCCGCCGGCGCCGCCAGGACCUCGCGUUCCUGCAGCCGCCGCUGGCGUCGGCGCAGCGCUUCUUGCCGCUCUCGUCCGUGCCCAUCUGCCCGUGGCAGGACUACAGCGCGUACGGCGCCUCCGCUCCGGCGCCCAGCAGCCGGCACGUGCUCUUCCUGCGCCCGCAGGUGCCGGCCGCCGUGGUGCUCACGUCGGUGCCUGUGAGCGUCGCGGCAUCCACGGUGGAGGCGACAAGGUCGAAGCGCGUCCGCCUGUUCGGGGUGAACCUCGACUGCCCGCAGGACGGUGAAGACGGUGCCAGAGUCACCCGGACGGCGUCGGCGCUGGUGCAGCUGCCCUCGCCAUCGUCGUCAACAUCCUCCUCGACGGCAGGGAAGGAUGCGUGCUGUUUGGAUCUUGGACUGUGAAGAGAACCAACAGCUAGCACAGAAGGGGAGAAAUUGAGACCAGCAACGACGCACUGACACGCGAACUGAUCAAGAUCAGGGCAUUGGGUGGAGCAGCUGGUGGUAUAUAGCUCCAGUACUGCAUCUGCAUGUAUAAUUGAUGAUGGAUUACUAUUUCUUGAUGAUAUCUUGCUCAUAUUAAUCCACUAUUGCUUUCCUGAACUA